CAGAGAGAGACGGCUGAGCAGAAAAGACGGAUCAGAUUUGAAGGAUUUAUUUUAACUGGGUGUGAAUUUAAAACAUCAGAAUGAUGCUGGUGGAGAGUCUCGUCUUUGGGAUGAUUUUUCUUCUCACAAAAGGAGUGAGAAGUGAGGUGACAGAGGUGGUUGGUGAAGCGGGUUCCCAGGUCGUGUUGCCCUGCAUGUGUGAAGCUGCACAGUGUGAUCCUGCUGCCAUCACCUGGAACAAAGAGAGCAAAGGCACGGUGUGGAGAAAGCAGAGCAGCGGUCUGCAGUACUGGGGCUCUAACUGGUUUAACAGGGAGAACUCCCGGGUCCAAUGCCCGCACUCGAAGUUUGGCAAAGGUGACUACAGCCUAGAGAUUAACGGUCUGACGAAAGACGACGCAGGACUUUACACAUGCAAGGUGGAAAUCAAAGGCCACUCGACUGACAAACGGAUCAUGCUUCGAAUCAUUGAAGCGUCCGUCUUUCCAUCGACUCCCAUGUGGGGGGACAAUGUGUCCCUCCGAUGUUCUGUGACUCCUUGGCGUGAAGAUGCUGUAGUUUACUGGACGCUGAACAGGCAGUCAUUUACGCCAAAGGCUGGAAGAGCUGUAGAGGUAAAGGCCUCAGAUAAGAUGGCAGGAACCUGGACUUGUUCUGUCCACACGUCCAGCAACGAAUGGAGAGCUUCAGUGGAGCUGUCUGUGGCAGGAAUAAUCCAGCCUGCCAAACAAGACACCAAGCUGUAUGCAGCGUUGGGGUCUUCGUUCACGAUGCCCUGCGUCUUCUCACCUAGCCUUUCCCCCAGAGCGGCACUGGUGGAGAAACUGGACAGCGGGUUUCAAAUUUUCAACAACCGUUCAGCUUCGUCGUCCUCCUGGGACAAAUCCAUCGUAAUCCAGGAGGUCGUGCCUGAAAAUGAGGGCAGGUACAGGUGUGGAGGGAUCGUAGAACGACGAAGACUGAGCCAGACAAUGCAGCUUGUCGUUGCUAAAAUUGUCAAGUCAAAGAAGAAGGGCACCACGAUGUUGAGCUGCCAACUGUCCGACCCAAGCGAAGUGACCAGCUAUGAGUGGGUUCAUGUGAGCUACGACAUCAACGGCACCGAGUCGGUCGGACCAGUCCAGUACGGACAGACGGUUCCUGUGAAGGAGGACUUUGGUGAAUGGACAUGUCGCUACUUUGGGACAAACGGCCUUCUGGGGAAUGUGACCACCCAAGUUCACCUUAUGGCUGGUCUGAGUGGAGAAAAAUCAUCAGGAGUCUCCAGUAACACCGGCACCGUGAUCGGGCUCAGCUUUCUCCUCGUCAUUCUGCUGUUGAUUCUUGCUCAGAUGUACAAGAAUCACCGAAGGAGGAGAAGGAUCUUGCAGUAUCCUGCGCUGGAGACCAUCGUUCACACCAUCUCCAACGAGCGCGAAGAAAGAGAAAAAGAUCGAGUGAAAAAGUGAUUUUCCCUCGACCAGAGAUCUUUGCAGGAAGAUGUUCCCAGUACUAAACAGUGAAAUGUCUUUUCCAUGC
Messenger RNA from Poecilia reticulata (guppy), 1518 nucleotides. It is a transcript of the gene lag3, whose product is annotated as lymphocyte activating 3. The record is from RefSeq and is a predicted model, not a curated record. Gene Ontology annotation, cellular component: membrane raft; external side of plasma membrane. Gene Ontology annotation, biological process: interleukin-15-mediated signaling pathway; positive regulation of ERK1 and ERK2 cascade; T cell activation. Lineage: Eukaryota; Metazoa; Chordata; Actinopteri; Cyprinodontiformes; Poeciliidae. Gene Ontology annotation, molecular function: protein tyrosine kinase binding; MHC class II protein binding.